Babesia sp. Xinjiang is the source of this 537-nucleotide messenger RNA. RefSeq lists its product as uncharacterized. NCBI's taxonomy places the organism in Eukaryota, Apicomplexa, Aconoidasida, Piroplasmida, Babesiidae. The coding region runs from base 1 to 537 and encodes 178 amino acids. The transcript has 2 exons. The record is from RefSeq and is a predicted model, not a curated record.
AUGAAGUUCCUUGCAGUUUGCUUCUUCUUCAUUCUUAAAUCUGUUGCUGCUUACAGCACUUCUCACGGACACCUUAGCCGCAGGGCACCCGCUCAGGGCAUUACCAUCACCAACGCCCAGGUUGAGAAGUUCCGUGACCUCGUCAAGACGGACCUUGCCCAGAAGGUCGAUGACCUGAUUGAGCUCAUUGUCGCUGACGUUGAGAGGGCUAUUGUUGAGAACGGCGAAGCUCACGCCGCUUUCAUCCAAACUGGCAUUAACGAAAAUGUUAAGAAGAUGGUCAAGCAGGCUGCUCUCACCAUGGUCAAGCACUUGAUUCCCGUGUUCGAGGGCUGGAUCGCUGACGCCGUCAGGCCACCAGUCACCACUCCCACUGUUUUCAACAUGCUCAUCAAGCCCGUAUGCCAGAGCAUCUUCGACAACAUCUACCUCAAGCUCAAACUCCCUGCCUCUGACAAGUGGGAAGAUGCCGCCGAUGAGGGAGACUUCGACGCCGGUGAAUUGGGAGACGCUGAGUCUGAUGAUUUCCAAUUCUAA